ACAGUUGGUCCUUUCGGCGCGCUGUGCCAGGUUGUGCGAAACGGAAUUUACAAGUGUCGUGUUCUAAAUUUAUAAUAGUGAAAAAAAAUACAAGUAAAAAUAAAUAUAAACGGUCGUUUAUUUUCGUGAAAUGGAAUGUUAUUUAUAGCCAGUUCUAUCUGAAAAAUAAAUAAAUAAUACACAGUCUAAGUGACACAAGAGUGAAGUGAAAAGUGAUUGUGGGAAAAUGACUAUGCACGAACCUGCUAAACAAGUGUACAAAAUUAAUACGUCGGUCUUGAAACUGUCGCAUAUAUGGACACAAAUUUGUAAAAACUGCGUUUUCUGACAGCGACUGUAAAUUUUGACUUAGACCUGUCAAAGAAAUUAAUGAAGACUGAAGCCAUUCCGUUAUAGUGAAAAUCAUCUGUGACUAAACCAAACAUCAAGACUGAAUUGAAAUACUCAAAAGUUUAAGUAAGGAAUUGACAAAAUUGUUUAGAACGCCAUCUGUCCGCGCAACGUUGAACUAACAAUACGCAACUAACGCCAUCUGUGAAUUAAAACCGCGAAACUGUCCGAGAUGGUGGAAGACACGUCGCAGCACAACGGGCAGAAUGAUCGAGUUUCUGCGGCUGCUGUUCUGCAAUUCGCUGCGAGAGAAGCAAGAGAGGGGAGGCGUUUUGCGGAGUUCGGAGCUCAAGCUUUUGCCAGCAUCACCUACAAUGCUUAUGCAUCUCUCGGAGACAUGGGCGGCAGCGGCACCAGUUCGGCGUCCUCCCACCUGUCGCCCGGCUGGCACGUCAGCGAACUCGACCUCGACCUCCCCGGAGAGCUGACUAUGAACGAUGCCCUCCUCUCGUCCCUGGCGGUAUUCAAACAGGAAGCCCCUUCCCCCACCGGGAACGUGGUGUCUCCGCCGCGACGCGUCUGGCCCAGGAGGGAUGAUCGACAGAUAACCAGCAUGGUGGUGGACGGGUCAGAAAGGGAGGUGAUGGACGAUGGCUGUCAACAGUCGCCGCCGCACGCCAUGAUGAAUCAACACGCUGGAAGUCCAGAAGGCAUGCAGUGUCAGCAGAUGGCACAGAACACUCUCGUGCCGAUGAACGGGUACCAUUCACCCGUCCAGGAGAAUAAGAACGCUGGGCUAUUAAUGUGCUCGCCUGUGAGCUCUUUGGACGGCUUCCUCCACUCCCCGGCCGCCAGGUCAGAGCCCAGCUUCAAGGACGACACCAGAUUCCAAUACGUGUUGGCGGCGGCGACAUCUAUCGCCACGAAGCAGAACGAGGAGACACUCACUUAUCUGAACCAAGGGCAGCCUUACGAGAUCAAGCUGAAGAAACUGGGCGACUUGUCCCAUUACAAGGGGAAGAUUCUGAAGAGCGUGAUCAAGAUUUGCUUUCACGAGCGCCGCCUCCAGUACAUGGAGAGGGAACAGAUAUCCCAGUGGCACGCCGAGAGGCCCGGCGAGAGGAUCGUGGAGGUGGACGUCCCGUUAUCGUACGGGGUGAUCAGAGUAGAACAGCCGUCGUGUCUCAACUCCCUGCACGUUUACUGGGACCCUACCAAAGAUGUCGGCGUUUACAUAAAGGUGAACUGCAUAUCCACCGAGUUCACGGCAAAAAAACAUGGCGGCGAGAAAGGCGUACCAUUCCGUAUACAAGUGGAGACUUACUUGGCAAGCGACGAACAUACCCGGCUGCAUGCCGCUGCAUGCCAGAUAAAGGUGUUCAAAUUGAAAGGCGCCGAUCGCAAACACAAGCAAGAUCGCGAGAAGGUCCUGCGCAGACCCCGCGCUGAACUGGAGAAAUACCAGCCCGGAUGUGAAUCCACUGUCCUCACCACUUUGUCCAAUGACGCAAUGAUGCCACCGCCGUCCCUGGUCACCACAUCACCGCCAUAUUCACCCGAAAUGUGCGUGACCCCAAAGAGUGUUACGAGCCCGCACGUGGUUAACAGCAAGCCGGUCUUGCCACAACCAACUGUACUUGCCUCAAACAACCAGAUGAAGCCACUUUAUUGCCAAGAUGGCGGUGAGAUGAAAGUGAACAGUCCACAGUGUCACUCUCCGGGCGCCAUCUUGCCAGACUUGCCACAAGCCGCCGAGGAUCCCGAUAAGAACUCCGGCCUAAGCAAGGAGGCGUCGUCCAUCGAGACCCAGUCGUGGCUGUCUCGGCACAGGUUCUCUCAGCACGCCGCCACGCUCGCCAACUUCUCUGGUGCUGAUCUCCUCAGACUUUCUCGCGAGGACAUUAUACAGAUUUGCGGCCUCGCCGAUGGCAUACGUCUAUUCAACGCACUGCAUGCCAAACGCAUAGAGCCCCGGCUGACGGUGUACGUGUGCCCGGCGGGCGGCGCCGUGUACAGCGCGCUGUACCUGCACUCGUGCCGCGCCGGCGAGCUGCUGCACAAGCUGCGGGCCUUGCACGACACGAGGAAGGAGUGCGAGACGGUGCUGGUGUCGGGUCCGAACGGAACCCGGGUCCGGCUCACGGACGAGCUGGUGCGCCACCUGCCGGACAACUCCACCUACCGCCUGGAGGCCAUUGAGGACAGCAAGGCGUUGUUGUUGUCUGCCACCAACUGUCAGAACGCUGUGUAAAUGUUGACCGAUUAUUGAAUACACACACUAUAAAAGUAGACCAUUCUCGAACACCUUAUAACUAAUGAUCGGAAUAGGUAGAUUGAAUUUGGGUCAAUGAACUGAAACAUAUAUAUUAAUAUGGACAUGCCUCCUUCCGGGAUUGCGGGAUUUGUAAAUUAUUAAGAUUUUUUCCGGAACUUUUACAAGUGGAAUGAAGAAUAUAUUAGUGGUAGCUGUUUUCCCCCAACUUUGUUCACGCAAAUUGUAGUCCUAUGUUACCCGCGGACAAUGUAGUUUACUGUAAGUGUAAGUACUUACUGAAAUGGAAUCCCGGAAGAGGCUUAUCCAUGUUAUGCUUUCUAUGGUAAUUCAUGAUGCAAGUACAUAAAAUCAAUCUACCUAUUCCGAUAUCUGGUUAUAACUUGUCCGUACCUUAAAAAUGUUGCAGAAAAAAAAAUUAAUAACUCAUAAGAUAGAAUAGAAUUGUUUUCAAAAUUGGAUACAAGGUAUCACUUUUGACGUCACAUCAAUUAAAUCUAAUUAUAUCUACUAUGAUGUAAAAUCGCCUCCGUGACUAUUAAAAUAUGCUUAGUUCAUUUAUAACACCUAAUGAGCUGUCAACAUUAAAAUAAAUGUAUGCACAAGGUGCCUGUUGACUGACCCCAGAAUAUGGGGAGUUGAUAACUUGGAGAUAUUAACUGUAGUCCAUUUCUUUAGUUACCGAAAAAGUGAAGAAUUUUGUUAUUUAAAAAUUAUAAUUAAAAAGCUGAAUGAAAUUACAAAUGUCCUAAAUUUUUUAAUAUAUACCUACUAGCUGCCCCGGCAAACAUUGUUUUGCCAUAUAAAUAAUUUUUAAGUAAUUUCUAGUUAAAAAAAAAAUGUUAAGGGUGGACAACCCUUAUUACUGAGGGGUAUGAAAAAUAAAUGUCGGCCGAUUCUCAGACCUUACUACUCGAUAUGCUCACAAAAUUUCAUGCGAAUCGGUCAAGCCGCUUCGUAGGAGUACAGUAACGAACAUUGUGACACGAGAAUUUUUUAUAUAUAUUUUAAAUUAUCUUCAUUGAAGCUCUUAAAGAAAUGGACGUUUGCGUUUGUGGUUUAUUUUUUCUAGGCUAGAUUAAUAAGUUGGAAUGACCACGCCUACAGGGAAACGUCAUCGGUUUUUAAAAACCUGACUGAAAUGUGACUGGAAUUUAUAAUGAAAAUUAGAUUUUCUAUAUUUUUGUGCGGAGAUUGUAGUCCUUUAUUUUUUGAGAGACACAUUAAAAAUUACUAACAUUGCGACUCAUUGUACUAACUAUUAUAUUUUUUUAAAACGUAAAAUGUUAAGGAAAUCGCCAGUGUAUUAACGGAAUGGCUCUAAAAAUCGGCUCACGAUUAUGAGAAUCUUCAAGAGGAAUCUUAAAAGCGAAAAUGUUAUAUAUAUUUUACUAUGUAAAUAUAAUACUAUGUAAUAUAUAUAUAUAUAUAUGAACACGCAAAUAGAAAGAGAAGUACAAUAUAUAUAUAUAUUAUUUUGUAAAAUUAUAAGAGAUUUUAUUCCGCCAUACCACACAGCAAAAAAAUGUCAUUUUGUCCAACGGGCGGAUGGUAUCGUAAAUUAUAUGAAAGUUGUACACAAGUAAAAAAGAAUUUGUAUGUCCAAAACUUGGAAAGUCUUAUACAAUUUUAAUAUUUUUCUCUGUGAAUUAUUAUUUAGAUUUAUUUCUAUGUUAUACCCAUACGUUAGGUUUUGUUAAGUAUUUGAUACCAUGUUAAAUUGUUAAUUUUAGAUUACGUUAAUAAUUAAGAAUAGUUAUUAAAAAAUAUAUAUAUUUAAAUUACUGUGUUGUUUACAAAAUGUAUGUUUAAUUUGUUUGUUUCAUUGCACAUUUCAUUGGGUUAACAUUGUCAGUUAUACAAUUAUAAAUAAUCAAUUUGCCAAUUAAAUACAAUACAUCUGCAAAACUCAUUAAGUUCAAGAACAUUUGCUGGGAAAAAAUGUUUUUUACAGAUGACUCAUUAAAAGCUUGAUGAGAAUUAUAGCUAACCUGUCAAUGAGGGCGCUAGUUCUGCAAUGUUUAUAGCUACACCAAAUACUUGUGUCAUUUAGUGACAGUGAAAUGAAAAUAUAUUAGAAUUAUUUUUAUGUACCAAUAAAAUAGCUGUUGUUUAGAGCGUAGGUGGUCGAAUGGGUAAGGUGCCCGGUUGAAAUGCGUGAUGCGCAGAAAGGCACAGGUUCAAAUCCCACCCCGGCCAUGUACCAAUGACUGUUUUCAAAGUUAUCUACAUUAGUUUGAAUACUAACCAAAACCUGCACAUUCGGGCAACUGGAUGUGUAACCAUGGAUCCAAUACGGGUUAGGUUUACCUGCAAAUGUUGCGGAGGUGAGAUGGGAGUCGCUUCGUGUAAAAACCUGACUCACCCAAUCCAGGGUCCAUGGUCAAGGGCAUACCCCGGGCUCCUCUCCAGAGUGGUGAGGAUGAAACCGGAACUAAAGAAUUAUUUUCAUGCACCAACAAGGCAGCUAUUGUUUAGCUUUAAAACUAUGAUUUAUUGUGUGAAUUUGUCUUGUUUCUAUUGUGAUCGUGUCAAUAUCUAGUAACGGUAUCAAUAGUAUAAGUACCAACUCACAAAAAGGGUGAUAAUUUAUUUGUUUAGGAAAUUUUUACAAUAUUUUUGUCGAUGAAACUGAAUUGAGUCCUUAGUAACAUAGCGAGAAGCGAAUUAUAGUUUUUUUACCAGUUUUUUUUAGUUCUAAAUAGGUCCAGUUCGCAAUUGGUCCAUUGCCUGGACCAAUCGCGAAUUGGACUAUUUGCGAACUGGAUACUGGACAAUUGGACAAUUUGCGAAUUGGACAUAAUGCGCCCGUACGGUGUAAACAUGCUGUGAAAAUUUCUUGUACAAAUAAAAAUAACCCUGUGAAAAUUUUCCUUUACUUGGAUAUUUUGAUUCUGAAGUUAAUACAUAAUUAAGUUGUGAGAAAGCUUAUAUAGGCUUUCAAUUUAUAUUACCAAAUGAUAUUUCUUAUUUACUAGAGUAAAUUAGGUUAUAUUUUAAUUAUUAAGAAGUACUUUACAUUGUAAAACAAUUUUGUUAUGAUAUUUGUUGCUGUUAUUCAAUAAAUCUAUUGUAAACAUACUCCUUUUUUUUGUUAUAAACAAGUUAGAAUUGAAUUUAAAAGCUUUUGUGUUGAUUUUGGAAACUACAUAAUAAUUUGUUCUUAAACAAAAGCGAAAUUACUUUAUUCUUCAUAUUUUUUAAGUACUGUUAGUUGUAUAAUAUAAAAUGAUAUUCGUAUAACUUCGCGAUGUGAAUUCGUGUAAAUGUUGACAUAAAAUGAAUGACUAAUUUUUCUAUCGCGCGAAAAACUAUCGCUGUCCCGUUUGUCGUCGUAAAAAAAAGCGCAACGGCAAUAUUUUCUCGAUAAAAACGGCGAAGGACUUCCCAUGCUACGGAGGCAUAUGCCCUAAGUAAUUCCUUAGUGUCUUCUAAAGGUUAUAUCAGGUGCCUUUAACAGUGCCUUUUGGAAUAAGCGCUCGUUGCAUAACGGAGUAUUAUGAUAUAUUUUGUAAGAAUAUGUUAACAUGUAUAUUAUGUCUGUUAUAUUGCAGUGCACUGUAUGUAAGAACGUAGUCAAAUAAAUGUAUAUACUAAUAAUA
Amyelois transitella is the source of this 6204-nucleotide messenger RNA. It is a transcript of the gene gem, whose product is annotated as transcription factor CP2. Gene Ontology annotation, molecular function: DNA-binding transcription activator activity, RNA polymerase II-specific; RNA polymerase II cis-regulatory region sequence-specific DNA binding. Bases 563 to 2581 code for a protein of 672 amino acids. Lineage: Eukaryota; Metazoa; Arthropoda; Insecta; Lepidoptera; Pyralidae. Gene Ontology annotation, biological process: regulation of transcription by RNA polymerase II. The record is from RefSeq and is a predicted model, not a curated record. The transcript has 20 exons. Gene Ontology annotation, cellular component: nucleus.